AUGCCCUCGGCAGCUUCUGUGCCUGCGCCCGAUGCCACUGUGAAGCAAGCUUUUGAAGAGCUCCAGAGGCGCUUCGAUUAUGACCCCAAGGUCACAGAGAAGAUUCUGGAGUUGGGAGUUCGCAGCAUGAGCGACUUCCGCUUCUACCCGGCAGACGCAGCUGAUGCCGCAGCGUCGUUCGUUGAGAGCAUCACGGACCUGGAGGGGAAGCGGAUUCAGGCAGCACGCCUGAAGGCUGCCUGGAGUGCGGUCUGCAAAGCAGAGCAGGCACGCCAUGAUGGAGCUGCCCCCGUGGAGUUGGAUGAGGAAGAGUUGUUACCUCCUCAGACUUUGCAAGGCAUCAAGCAAGCCUUCUUCACCCGGUACAAGAUGCACUUUCCAGCUGAGCAGUUCCCAGGAGAUCGGCUCAUCACUAAGCUCAGCAGGGGCCUGGCCAAGAGCAACCUGGAGGUGUUCCCAAUCUUGCAGGUGAAGACGCUGGGAGAGCAGCGAGUCCAGGUGGUCAAGAAGCGCAAGGUGGCGCCGAAUUUGUGGUAUAGCUCAGGCCAGGACGAUGCUGAGGCCGAAAAGAGUGCCUCCAAGUACUUGGACCUGCUGUACACCUACUGUCUGGGCCUUGCCAUUGUGGGGGCUGAAAAGCCUGACAAUCCCCCCACGGAAGCUGAGACGUUGUCUGCAUCCACCCUGGCCUACUGCAAGGUACCAUGGGACGUGGUCUACAGGUACCACUUCAGGGCUGCAGAUUUCAUUGCCAAGCUGGGCGAGCAUCAUCCCCACCGGCUGCAGGUGUUGGAGAAGCUCGACACUGCUGAGCGCACCAUGUGGGCUGCUGAGUUCUCCAAGGGCGGGAAGACUCUGGGAGCAGUCAUCAAUGAGGCCUACACAACUCGCGAUCCGUUGUGGCUUCCGGAAGCCCACAUGAGGCCAGCAGAGCCUGCGCGUGCGCCGCCAUCCAAUCCAGGUGCUCGCUCAAGUGGCAAUCAGCUGGCGACGAAGCUGAGAGACGGUAAGUCACUAUGUGGGGCUUGGCAGCAAGGCAAGUGCCCACACCAGCAGGAGAAAGCCUGCGUGAACGGGGAGCAUCUCUGCGCGCGACCGCUUAAGUCAGGUAGGGUCUGCGGCCAUCCAGGUCACACAGGAAACAAGUGUGACCAUAAGCAGCGAGCUUUCUGA
Effrenium voratum is the source of this 1173-nucleotide messenger RNA. NCBI's taxonomy places the organism in Eukaryota, Dinophyceae, Suessiales, Symbiodiniaceae. The record is from the annotation of a GenBank genome assembly.